AUGACUGCUCCAGUAGCCCUCGGACGAUGUUCAACCAGCUUCCCAACACCGGGUGCCAAAUCGACUAGGCAUUCGAGUGGAGAGCUAUACCAACCGCUUACGCAUCUGAACUCGAUUCGUCUUCUUGAGAUACAGCCUGGAACACUCGCAGAACCCAUACAUUGCCGUCUCUUCGUAUCGCACCUGGAUCGACAUUCACCAUCGCCAUCUUACGAAGCAAUUUCGUACGUAUGGGGCAGUCCGGACAUUCGUGAAUCGGUCAAAUGCAAUGAGGCCACCAUCAGGAUCACCAGCAACCUGGCGGCCGCGCUGCGGCGUUUUCGCUCGCCAACGGAACCGCGGGUCGUUUGGGCCGACGGCAUCUGCAUCAACCAGGCCGACGAUAGCGAAAAAGGCCACCAGGUCAGACUGAUGCGCCUGAUCUACAAGCGCGCAGCACGCGUGCUCGUCUGGCUGGGCCAACCUUCCAGCGACGAACAGCCCCGAGCCGCCUUCAACGCCCUCUGCGCCCUGGUAAACCAGACUCUCACCCCAAACGACCCGCCCGCGACGUGGGACGAGCAAGACGACACCUCGGAUCAUCCGCAUCUCCUGAGCAGCUCGUCCCGCAUCAACUCCGACGACAGCCUCUUCUCCGCCACCACCACCGCCUCUUCCACCUCCUCUAUCUCCUCUAUCUCCUCCCUAUCCUCCCUGUCCCUAACCUCCACCGCCUCCACCGCCGAACCAGCCGGCAGCAGCAGCAGCGCAAAGCAGCGCAGCUCAGCCAUCCUCGCAGACCGCUGGGCGGCGCUGGCGCCCUUCUUCGGGCUGGCGUGGUUCCGGCGCGUGUGGGUGAUCCAGGAGGUCGCCCUGUCGUCGGCGGCGACGGCGCUGCACUGGGGCCGCGCACGCAUCGCGUGGGCGCUCGUCGCGCGCGCCACGGACCGCAUCGUCGCACUCAAGCACCGCCUGCCGCUGCACCGCCUGCCCGGCGCCCUGCACGCGCACCUCAUGGGCGACUUGUGGCAGGCGGAGCAGCGGCGGAAUGUCGUCGUCGUCGAGGAGGGGAAGGGGGAGGGGGAGAAGGGGGAAAAGGAGGAGGAGGAACGCAUGACGUUCGACGAGCUGCACGCGAAGACGAUCGCUCUGUCGUUUGUUGCUAGCGAUCCGCGCGAUCGUGUGUAUGGGUUGUUGGGUAUCCCGACGAGGGAGACGGAGCCGGAUGAGGGACUGCUGUAUCUGGAGCCUGAUUAUGGCGUCAAUCUGGUUGGUGUGCAUGUCAGGCUGCUACAGAAGCGGCGUAUGCUGUUGCUGGAGAAUAGUAAUACCCCGUCCCUGUGA
This is a messenger RNA of Lasiodiplodia theobromae, 1323 nucleotides long. Its product is annotated as Heterokaryon incompatibility protein. The transcript has a single exon. Lineage: Eukaryota; Fungi; Ascomycota; Dothideomycetes; Botryosphaeriales; Botryosphaeriaceae. The coding region runs from base 1 to 1323 and encodes 440 amino acids. The record is from RefSeq and is a predicted model, not a curated record.